This is a messenger RNA of Uranotaenia lowii, 1218 nucleotides long. Its product is annotated as angiotensin-converting enzyme-like. Gene Ontology annotation, cellular component: plasma membrane. Gene Ontology annotation, molecular function: peptidyl-dipeptidase activity; metallopeptidase activity. The record is from RefSeq and is a predicted model, not a curated record. The transcript has 5 exons. The coding region runs from base 185 to 1195 and encodes 336 amino acids. Gene Ontology annotation, biological process: proteolysis. Lineage: Eukaryota; Metazoa; Arthropoda; Insecta; Diptera; Culicidae.
UGUAAAGAUCGCAAAACAUCGCAGUCAAGAAGUUUGAUGAAUUGUUUGGAAAUAUUGCGGCUUAGUUGAUUCGCAGCUUUCGACCGAUCAUCAUCAAGACUAGAUAGUCUGGUGUUUUUUGUUUUAUUUGUUCGCCAACCGUUAGAUUUUUAUUCGAUUUUUUUCGGAAUAUGAACCUAUCGAGAUGGUACAAAAAAGGAUGUCCAUUUUGAUCGGUUUGCUCUCGAUCGCGAUCGUCGCCAUCGGAUUGAUUCAGGCCGGGGUAGUUCGACGAGAAACUUCCAACGCCCUGGUUGCGGACCAUGAGGCAACGGCCAGGGCAGCCUUGGAGCAGGCUGAGUUGCGGGUUCAACUGGCCAGAGCCAAGCAAAGUUUGGCGGCCUGGGCCUACGGUUCCAAUCUCACGGAAUACAACCUAAUCAAAAAGACCCAGGCAUCGGCUGAAUUUGCUGAGCUGGCCAAGACGGUGGCUGAGGAGCUGAAACAAAUCGAUUUUCAAGCACUGAGAAAUGACGACCUGAAACGACGUUUCACUAAACUAACUCGGCUGGACUAUGCUGCCCUUCCGGAAGAGAAAUUCAAAGAGCUACUCCAGGCGGUUGCAAGCAUGGAGUCUAACUAUGCCAAGAUCAAAAUCUGUUCGUAUAAGGACAAAACCAACUGCCAUUUUGCUCUGGAUCCCGAAAUAACGGAAAUUUUGGGUACAAGCAAUGAUCCCAAAGAGUUGGAAUACUACUGGACUCAAUGGCACGAAAAGGCCGGUAAACCCGCCAAAGAAGCAUUCCAAAAAUAUGUGGAUCUAAACAAAGAGUCUGCCAUCUUAAAUGGAUUUAAUAAUGGCGCCGAGGUUUGGCUCAAUGAGUACGAUGAUCCCAGCUUUGAACAGCAGGUUGAGGAUGUUAUCGUCCAAAUAAGACCUCUGUACGAACAAAUCCACGCCUACGUACGGUUCAAGUUGCGUCAAAAGUACGGACCGGCGAUCGUUUCGGAAAAUGGACCCAUUCCGAUUCAUCUGUUGGGUAACAUGUGGGGACAAACUUGGGAAGGGAUUGCAGAUAUAACGACACCGUUUCCGGAGAAAAAAUUAAUCGACGUUACCGAUGAGAUGAUCAAGCAGGGCUACAAUCCGCUGAAGAUGUUCAAAAUGGGUGAUGACUUCUUCCAGUCACUGAAUAUGACCAAACUUCCACAGUGAGUAUGAAUCUGUUUUAGUUUUGU